Messenger RNA from Carassius gibelio (silver crucian carp), 2574 nucleotides. Its product is annotated as RBBP8 N-terminal-like protein. The transcript is spliced from 15 exons. Gene Ontology annotation, molecular function: flap-structured DNA binding; Y-form DNA binding; double-stranded DNA binding. NCBI's taxonomy places the organism in Eukaryota, Metazoa, Chordata, Actinopteri, Cypriniformes, Cyprinidae. Bases 265 to 1980 code for a protein of 571 amino acids. The record is from RefSeq and is a predicted model, not a curated record. Gene Ontology annotation, biological process: double-strand break repair via homologous recombination; DNA double-strand break processing involved in repair via single-strand annealing. Gene Ontology annotation, cellular component: site of double-strand break.
AGAAGGAGGGGCUGCUUGGAGAGCAGGAGGAGGAAAGGAGCACAGGGCGUAUGUAACUCUUUUUUUUUUUACCUUUCCUCUCUAUUUCGUUCUCAUUCCCAUUAGUUUUCAAUGUGAUAUUGAUGUGGCUCUCCGGGGGGCUCCGGGUGACACUGACGUGACGAGGAGGCCGACAGCAUCGCGUGAUUGGCAGGUGACGUGAUUGACGUCCACAAGGUGGCACAGGGAAGACGAGUGAAGAGGCAGGUGUGAAGGAACACUAGCAUGGCUCUGGAGAGCUUUCCUGAACUCCUGCAGAAACUGCGGGAAGUGCAUGAACAUGAGUUAGAGGGAUGGCAAGAGAAAGUACUGGAGCUGACAAAUAAAAAGAAUAUCGAUGCAAAGCGCAUGGAAGAACUUUACAACAGGAACCAGCAGAUGAAAGAACAGCAGCGGAUUCUUACAGAGAACAUCAAACAGCUGGAGAACAGGUUGCGGGCCGGGUUGUGUGACAGGUGUACAGUCACUCAGGAUGUGGCUAAAAAAAGGCAACAGGAGUAUGAAAACUCCCAGCUCCAGAGUCUACAGCACAUCUCUCUAAUGGUGAGUGAGAUGAACGCACUAAAGAAAGAAAACGACAGACUGAGAGAGGAGGUGAAGGGCUUGAGGGAUCCGUCAAAUCAGCAGAACGGUCAUUCAGAAGACGCAAUCACCCCAGAGGUCAAGGUGUCACCUGACACAGCAGUGGCUGCUGUGACUUUACUGGCCUCAGGGCUGAAGUCCAGCCAGACUCCACCAGGGGACGCCACCGUGCCUGCAGCAUCUGUCAAACACCCAACACACAGCCUGGAAAAAGCUUCUGAACACAAACUUAUGCAAAGCUGGGGCAGGGUGUUUUCAUUUGAGUCGAAUAAGCCCAUGUUGCCCAUCUCAAGAUGGGGCACAGACCACAGUGCUGAAAAAAGAUCUUCCAGCGUGGACUCGGUUGAGCACAGACAGUCCCCUUUGUCUCCUUCUCUUCCAUCCCCUCUUAGACUACUGAAGAACAAUCCUAUUUUUAAUUCUGUUGGCUCUGAGGAACGUAGCAGCCGGCAACAAAUCCACACCCCCGUCCCCUUUCGACCACUUCCGAUCAAGACCGGUCGCUUGUCUAUCCCGUGGUCGCUCUCAGAAUCUACUGACUGGGUAACUGUAGCAGCUGGCGGCUCUGGUGUUGGUAGCGGGAUAGCAGUCCACCCAAGCCAGACCCCGAUUCCCAGCUCAAACAUACUGCGUUUCCCUAAACUGGUCCCACCAAGCAGUGGCAACCAGUCUCGCACACAUGGCCCAACACCUAGCGGUCUGCGGCCCUGGUCCCGCAGAAACCUGUCAGAGCAUGCAGAGAGUAGAGAAAAUAGAGUGGCAGAAGCUGUUACAGCGCCGCCCCAGUGGAAGCCUUCAGCAGCGCAGCCAGAGAGGGUUUUUGGAGAGAAUCUGAGAGAGGAUGAAGAGGAAGCACCGUUAGACCUGUCUGAGUCGGGCCGUUCAAAAAACAAAGAGAAGGAGAAAACACACUCACCAAGUGAUGUAUCUUCGUCUUCAUCUUCCUCACCACCUGCUACACUUUCAUCGUCAUCUCAAAGCCCAUCAAGCCCUCAAAGUGACCAGCAGACACCAGACAAUAAUACACAGGAGGAAGCACAGGAAACAAAUAAGGAACCGGAAGAGGUAAAGGAAGGUGAAACAUCUCCAGCGGCUGAAACAUCUGUCAGCUCAGAGAAGAAGAAAAUCCCACCGCUAACCAUUUCCCUGCAACCAGUUGUGGUAAUGGAGACACUUAAAUCAGCAAUACAGUUGUCUGAUCAUGGCAGCAGACCAAUGGAGCAAGAGGAGAAAGAGAACAAAAACCAUGAAACAAGCAGAAAAAGACUUGGGCAGGACACUGAUGCUUCCCAGCGUUCAGUAAAGGAGAAGAAAAUUCGUCUGAGCCGGGGAAAAAAUGUAGACUCUGAGCAAGGAUGAAGGCAAUGGAUUCAGCUAUGAUCUAGUUGCUGUGGUUAUGCACACACCCAUUUUUCCUUCCACCCUUCGCCGCCAGUUUCCAAGUGCCAAUCUCUGGUGUUCGCUUUAGUUUUCCAGAAGAACCAACACUAGACUUCAGCUUCAUCUCUGUCAACAUAAUUCUCAUGUAUCAAAGAGAGAAUACAUAAUGCAGUCCAGACAAAUAAGAUUUAUUAGUAGCAUGUGCAGCUAUAUCGUUAUACUGUACAUGGGUAAAUUUGUGCCAGAUGAAUUGGUUACUUCAUUGAUUAUGAAUGAAGUAUUAAAUCCACUGGAUAAUCCACUGGUGGUGGUUGAGAAGAGACCAUAAUCCCUCCCCAACCCCCUCCCAACACACAUAAUUGUAAAGCACUUGGAGGAUACAGCAAUACACAAUAAAGCGCUAAAUAAAUGCAUCAUUCAUUCAUUCCUUCAGUGAGUCAAUUUCCCAGCAAUCUUUAGCUGUAGCAAAAACAGGAAGUUUUAACUGUUAAUAAACUUAUCAGCUAGAUAUGUUUUAAUUUCCUCUGUUUCACUUUCUUUUGUAACAUCACUGGUUAUUAAUAAGCACAUAUA